CCCAAUUUGGCUCCUCUCUCUCUCUUUUGCCCAUUUCUUAUUCAUAUAAGUCAUAGUACUUUCACCGACGACGAGUCUAGCUCUGAGUUCUUGAUUUUCAUCACUAAUCUCUCGAUCUCUCUCUUCAUAUUUUUUUGUUCAGACUGUACGUUUCAAGAUCAGGUCCCAGAAAGACCCACCAAAGCUUGUCCUUACGUGAACAAAAACACGUAUAUAAAUGGAGAAAGAAAACAACUACUCGGCUCCGAUGGCGCCUAGUUUUUCUUCGCUGGAUUACACCAUCGACAAUCACCAGUUCAUGAAGUCCCACAUCGACGAGACAUCAUCAGAGGCAGGAGCGGAUCAAAACGUCGACGACGGCAGAUUAAUGGUGAAUUACUUGCUCAACAUGAACAACGUCAACAACAACAACAACAACAGCAACAGUAGCUCUCACCACAACCAACAAUUGAGUUUCGCAGAUGUUAUGCAGUUCGCGGAUUUCGGACCCAAGCUGGGUCUGAACCAAACCAAUAUUCCAGCAGAAGACGACGACGACGACGAAGAAGAAGAUCAUCGUCAUCACACGGGUCAACCCGGGAGUAACAUGGUCGACCCGGUUUACUUUCUCAAGUUUCCGGUGUUGAACGACAAGAAUAGUAAUAUGAUGGUUCAGCAGGAUCAGAGCCAGUCUAUAAUAAACGACGUCGUUCGAUCGUCGCAGGCUGCUGCUGCUGCGGGAAACGACGUCGUUGGUCUGAAGGAUCAAUUAGAUCACGAUGACGACGAUGAUGAUCAUGAUGAUGAUGGUUCAAUGCACCUUCAGUUUUUGGGUGAAGAUCUUCAGAGUAAGAACCCUAGUUCCGAACCCAAUAAUAAUAAUAAUAAUAACAAGAACAAGAGGAAAAGGCCGAGGACUGUUAAGACCAGCGAAGAAGUAGAGAGUCAACGAAUGACUCAUAUUGCGGUUGAGAGGAACCGAAGGAAGCAAAUGAAUGAGCAUCUCCGAGUGCUCAGAUCUCUCAUGCCCGGCUCCUACGUUCAAAGGGGAGAUCAAGCGUCAAUAAUUGGAGGAGCGAUAGAGUUCGUGAGAGAAUUAGAGCAACUUCUUCAAUGUUUGGAAUCACAAAAGAGAAGAAGAUUAGUAGGAGAUCAAGCUCCAGCUGCUGCAGGGAGACAGCAACUCGGAGCCGAUCAGGGCGGCGGCACUGGAGGUGGCCCCGGUGCAGUUGUUCCAGGAACACCGGGGUUCUUUCCUCCUAUGCCGCUCCCCAAUGAUCAGAUGAUGAUGAACAAUAAGUUUGUGGCGGACUUCGAAACCGGUGGCGGGCUCCGCGAAGAGAUGGCGGAAAGCAAGUCGUGCUUGGCGGAUGUUGAGGUGAAGUUGCUAGGGUUUGAUGCCAUGAUAAAGAUUUUAUCACGACGAAGGCCUGGACAGCUUAUUAAGGCCAUUGCAGCUCUUGAGGACUUGCAGUUUAAUAUUCUUCACACUAAUAUUACCACCAUUGAACAGACUGUUCUUUACUCUUUCAACGUCAAGGUUACGAGUGAUUCGAGGUUCACUGCAGAAGACAUAGCUGGCUCGGUUCAGCAAAUAUUUAGUUUUAUUCACGCAAACAGCUUGUGAUAUCAUAUAUAUAUAUAUAUACACAUAUAUAAUAUGAUGAUGAUGAACAAGCUUUUAUAUAGCUGCAAUAUUUAUCUAAAUUUCAUCACUGUCCAAUAUUGGUGUAUAAUGCUCAUAUAUGAAUCUUAUAUUAUAAUUAGUUAUUAAUUUCCUCCUGGAAAUAAUAUGGAGUAUUAAUUCUGUAUUUUUUUUUCCUGAAAAAGAGAGACAAAAUUUACUAGCAAUAUAGCUAAGUGAUGAUUAUGAAUCAUGAUCAACAAAAAAAAUGUAUGUAUACAUUUUUGUAAUAUAUAAAUUCAUUAUUUCAUCAUACCACCACAUUUAUGCAAUGUGAUUUAAUAUUUUGUUGUUAA
Humulus lupulus (European hop) is the source of this 1959-nucleotide messenger RNA. Its product is annotated as transcription factor FAMA. The transcript has 5 exons. Bases 218 to 1606 code for a protein of 462 amino acids. NCBI's taxonomy places the organism in Eukaryota, Viridiplantae, Streptophyta, Magnoliopsida, Rosales, Cannabaceae. The record is from RefSeq and is a predicted model, not a curated record. Gene Ontology annotation, cellular component: nucleus. Gene Ontology annotation, molecular function: DNA-binding transcription factor activity; protein dimerization activity. Gene Ontology annotation, biological process: guard cell differentiation; positive regulation of DNA-templated transcription; stomatal complex development.